AUGAAGGGUAAAGAAGUGAGAAUCAUAACUUUGCUUGUAUUGGACGUUUUGUUCUUCCUUGUUGAAGCAAUUAUUGGCUACUCUGUCCAUUCGCUAGCAUUAAUUGCGGAUUCAUUUCAUAUGUUAAAUGAUAUUAUAUCGUUGAUUAUUGCUCUUUUAGCAGUCAGAGUCAAGAACAGUAAACCAGCUGAUGGUAAAUAUACAUAUGGAUGGCAGAGAGCUGAAAUUUUGGGUGCUUUGAUGAACGCGGUUUUCUUGCUUGCAUUAUGCUUCACAAUUUUGAUUGAAGCUAUUCAACGAUUUUUUGAAGUUCAAGAAAUCUCCCAGCCCAAGUUGAUCUUAGUUGUUGGAUGUGCCGGCUUAGUCAGUAAUUUUAUUGGCUUAGCUUUGUUCCAUGAACAUGGACAUUCGCACUCUCACGGUGGUGGAAAUACAGACUUGGAGCAGGAUGGUGAACAUGGACAUAGUCACGGUUCAAACGGACAUCUGAUUCCUCAUUCCGAGUCUAACACAGAUGUAUCCACUUACAUGCCAGAUAAUGUUGUUCGCCGGUACAGUGAGAGUAGCCCUUUGAUACGCCAGAAUAAGGAGACGAAAAAGAAGCGUUCAUUGAAUCUUGAAGGUGUUUUCUUGCAUGUUUUAGGGGAUGCCUUGGGGAAUGUUGGAGUCAUUAUCACUGCACUUUUUAUAUGGAAAACUAAUUAUUCUUGGAGGUAUUACACGGAUCCUUUUAUAUCUUUGGUCAUUACAACAAUUAUUUUCUCCUCAGCUUUGCCGUUGUGCAGAAAAUCCUCAAAGAUUUUAUUACAGGCUACGCCACCUAGCGUGAACUCUAACGAAGUCGUUAAAGAAAUAUUGAAACUACCAACUGUGAAAUCUGUCCAUGACUUUCAUGUUUGGAAUUUGAACGAAGAUAUCCUUAUAGCUUCGUUACACUUAGAGCUUCAAGAAAAGGCUGGUGGUAACUCAGAUGAUCAGCUGAUUGACAAAAAAGCUUUCGUGGAAGCCGUUUCUCAAGUGAGGGAAAUAUUGCAUGAUUUUGACAUUCAUAGUGCAACAAUCCAGCCUGAGUUUAGCAGUAAUGUUAGAGGCGUGUUACAAAAGAAAGGAAGCGCUUAUGGACUGACAACUAAAUUCAAUUGCCUUUACGAUGGUGUCUCAAAUUGUGAUAAUGUUCAAUGUCUGAAAUAA
This is a messenger RNA of Priceomyces carsonii, 1191 nucleotides long. Its product is annotated as Zn(2+) transporter. The transcript has a single exon. Gene Ontology annotation, molecular function: zinc ion transmembrane transporter activity. The record is from RefSeq and is a predicted model, not a curated record. The coding region runs from base 1 to 1191 and encodes 396 amino acids. Gene Ontology annotation, cellular component: fungal-type vacuole membrane. NCBI's taxonomy places the organism in Eukaryota, Fungi, Ascomycota, Pichiomycetes, Serinales, Debaryomycetaceae. Gene Ontology annotation, biological process: intracellular zinc ion homeostasis; zinc ion transmembrane transport.